UUUCUGGUCCAAAAGUGGCAUGUUUGUGAGAAGGACCUUUGGAAAGUACAAAAAUACCCCUCGCCGCUCCAGCCCUCGUCUUCUUCCUCUGUUCCUCCUUCCCUCGAGGCGGCGUACGCCUCCAGGAUCCGUUGCACCGAAGCGAAGCAGGCCACCUCGAAGGAAUUCUUCCAUUGUAAUCCUCCUCCUCCUGUACCUCCUCCCCAUCAACUAGACAGGCGUCGAUUUCAUUGGAGAUCCGUCCGGACUUGGAUUGGUUUCCUCUUUUGCUGGCUUGCGUCUUGACAUCUCCGGAGAUGCAUCCCCCUCUAACCUUACACAGGCAUCCUAUGUGUGCUGAGAUUAUUGAAGCUUUCCAGAAGUGCCAUGUGGAUCACCCCGUAAAGAAGUUCUUUGGCGAAUGCACCGAUCUUAAGAUUAAGCUAGAUCAGUGCUUUCGGCAGGAGAAAGCUUUGAAGAGAAAAGUAAACUUUGAAGAAAGCAAGAAAUUCAAAGAACGGUUGCAGGCCUAUAAAAGGGAAAUGGCCGAGGAAAACAAGGAAUUGUAAUCUGGAACAGAGGAUGCAGACCUGAAUUUGAAUUUUCUUUUUUGACACAAUCCAGGGGCUUCAGUUGUGUACUUCACAUAUUUUCCUGGUUACCAUUGACGAACUAAUGUUUAUGGCUAA
Phragmites australis (common reed) is the source of this 668-nucleotide messenger RNA. RefSeq lists its product as uncharacterized. NCBI's taxonomy places the organism in Eukaryota, Viridiplantae, Streptophyta, Magnoliopsida, Poales, Poaceae. The transcript has 4 exons. Bases 297 to 548 code for a protein of 83 amino acids. The record is from RefSeq and is a predicted model, not a curated record. Gene Ontology annotation, cellular component: mitochondrion.